AUGGGGAUUAGCGUGGGCUUGGCUUUCCGACCACCCGCAGGGCUCGGUUUGUUCCUCCUUCCUCCUUCAUCAGCUUUCUUUGGUUCACUUGCGCUGCGAAUCAACUGCGCCCAAUUUCUGACCAUUUCCAGCCUAGACAAGAUGAGCUACAUCGCCCGCCGAGGUCUCUCGACCUUGAUUCCCCCCAAGGUCGCUUCUCCCAACGCCAUUGGUGCCGCCCAGGAUGCCGCCCGCAUGGAGCGUGUUGUGAACUUCUACGCUGGCCUUCCCCGUGGCCCUGCUGCCCCCGCCAAGGCCUCCGGUCUGAUCGGUCGCUACCGCGCCCGCUACUUCAGCGGCAAGAACGCCUCCGGUGCUCCCUUCGUGCACGCCAUUGCCGGUAUCCUGAUCCUCGGCUACAGCAUGGAGUACUACUUCCACCUGCGUCACCACAAGAACCACCCCCACUAG
This is a messenger RNA of Penicillium salamii, 450 nucleotides long. NCBI's taxonomy places the organism in Eukaryota, Fungi, Ascomycota, Eurotiomycetes, Eurotiales, Aspergillaceae. The record is from the annotation of a GenBank genome assembly.